Myodes glareolus (Bank vole) is the source of this 9581-nucleotide messenger RNA. Lineage: Eukaryota; Metazoa; Chordata; Mammalia; Rodentia; Cricetidae. The record is from RefSeq and is a predicted model, not a curated record.
CCUGAAAGACAACGUCCUGUAUUUGUUGACCUCUGACCUGUCUCACCGUCUAGAAGGAGGCUCCUAAGCCCAGGCCAGCCAUCCUCUUGGUUUUUACUGGAGGCAGCUUCCCUUCCCAAGGAAGUGGCCUAGCUUUUUUAUUCCUGUAAGUCCAGGAACUCUUUGUUGGGCCGUAGGUUAGAGGAGGAGGGAGAUAUUAGAGUGUAGGUGUGGGUGAAGACAGAAAAUAAUCCGGAAGGAGGAAGAGAGGGGGUACCCAACUCCACAGGGCUCUAAGCUGGGGUCCAAAUGAGAACAACAGACUGCUGUCCACACAGAAGGAAGGGAGAAAGCUCUAAGUCUCCCAGCAGGCUUCUCCAGAAUGACAAACUGAGGCCUCUAGGAGCGUUGGAACCAGGUGGGGACCCAGGUAGGCCACACUUCUGGUGUGGUCACCUCCUCAUUGCUGGCAGCUCUACCCCAAGAUCACUUGUGGCUUCUGGGGUCUCUACCCAGCGCGGUAGGCUAGGGGUGUUUCCUUCCUCCUCCUUCCCAUCCCCCAGUCUCCCGCCUCUGUAACCGUCACAGGAAAUGGCCUCGCCAAGCCUUAGAGCGCCAGCGCAUGGUGAGGCUACAGCUGGCGGUGUGAGAGAGCCGGGGCACAGAGCCCAUUCUCCUAGGAGGCUUAGGUGGGUUUUCCUGAGGAGGAAGCUCUGGAGAGCCUGGAGGUGGCUGGCUUUGGUGCCAAGAUGAGAAUGCCGGGGCAUCCAUGAAAACCUGUGGCCAGAGUCUCCACCGAUGCUCCCAUACCUGGACACCCCUGAAGGUGACACCCCCUCCUCUGCAGGACAUUCCCAUACCUGGACACCCCUGAAGGUGACACCCCCUCCUCUGCAGGAUGUUUCCAUACCUGGACACCCCUGAAGGUGACACCCUCUCCUCUGCAGGAUGUUCCCAUACCUGGACACCCCUGAAAGUGACGCCCCCUCCUCUGCAGGACGCUCCCAUACCUGGGGUCUGGGGGCACCCAGCUAGCGAACUGCCUUCUCUCACCUUGCAGACUUGUCUUUCUGACUGGGCAUUAGGUUCUGGUACCUUCAACUUUAGAGGAUGUAAAAUCAUAGUUGGAAGUUGCCUAAUAAGCAAACUGGUGCUUAGUGGCGGUGUGACCUUGGCCAAGUUCCUGGGCUUGUUCGAGUCUCAGAUUCUCCAACGGUUUUCUUUCUCCCAGGGGAAGACAACAGGACAGUAACCUCUUGUGGGACCAAGGCCUGUGAAGCACUUUGCCCACAGACCCAGUGUUUGGAAUCACAGACAGGAGAAGCAGGAGAAACUGACUAGGGCAGGGAGCUAGGGAGCCCCACCUGGUGGUGGAAGCAGCAUGGGGCUGAGUCUUGGCUCUGUGUCUCUCAUCCCUUUUUCCCCUCCCCUCUUCCAGCCAGCCUUCAUCUUUGUCUGGAAGUUCAGACAAAGCAGUGGAGAGAUUCUAGAGGGAGUUACUCCCAGCAGCCCAAAAUGGGCUGAAAGAGCCCCUUGCUUCAGAGUUGGCACAGAAUGGUGUCUGUGCUUAGAUGCUAGCCGAAGUUGGCAAGGGAGGGGCCGCAGCAGGGCAAGGUCUCAGCCCACUGGAGUCUCACUCACCUGUGGUCCUGUGCUCAGUCAGAGAUUUCUCCCCCUCUCUCUGAUUGCCCUCGACCCCAGUUACCAUCCCAGGGGCCACAACUGUCCCUAGCGCUCCUGUAGUUCCCAGAAGUCCUUUCCCCUGCAGCUCUGGGUAAAGGUUGCCACCCCGUACCAUCGCCGGCUGCUUUGGGUGGGUACGGAAAGGAUGGAGGAGUCUGGGUCUGGCCCCCUCCACCUGUUGCUCUCCCCUCCCGAGCUGGCCUCCCCAGGGGCUCUCUGGAGAAACCCCAGGAUGCUAGGUGUCUGUUCCCCGAGUGCUUCCAUUCCCCUCAGAUACCGAGGCAGCUCUUCGUUCUCACCCCUGCAAGCCUGGGCUUGUCCUUGGUAGUGUGGGGGAGAGCUCACCAAGGAGGAGUCCGGAAGGCACCCAAGGAGACAGGUUGUAAGGACUUUCUCAUACCCCUCAUCACUGGUGGAGAGGACCAAUGGCCCUUGCCAGCUCAGCAUAUGGGAACCAUGGCUAGCCUUCCCCGGGUGCCAGGAAAUAGCCCUGCUCUAUCUAUGCCUGCUGCCAGACUCAGUGCCUCGGCAGGAUGACUUCAAGCUGAAGGAGAUUCCUUUCCUUUCUCCCAAGUCCAGAACCAGAGGAAUGGACUUGUCCCACAGUGGCCCUUUCCCCCCAGGGGCUCUCUGUGUCCCUCCCACUGUGUUGUCCUGGAUGCAGGCUUAUGCACACUGUUAGUCCCCACACACAACACAUCACCACCAGCUGAGUUCUCUCUCCCUUCUCAGUAGAAGCUGGACCGUCGCCUUUUCCUGGCGACCUUCCCCAGUUUGUGGGAGGAAGAGGGGGCGCCCCAUUCUCGUCUGCCUGGUAAUUAUCUUCCUUUAGUGUGGGGGAUGCCCAAGGCCUGGCUUCAGGCUGUGGGAGAGCAGAGGAGGAGCCGGAAGAGCAGCCUCCAACAGCUGCCAGGAGGCACCAGGCUAGUUCACACUUGGAAGUUGGGAUGCCAGGACCAGCCCUCUGCCUUCCUCUGCCUCCUGGCCAACUGCUUUCACACUGAGAAGGUCUCUCUUUUGUAAGGACUUUGGGACCCCGACCCUUUGACCACAGGCACUCUCUGCUAUGUCUCCUCUGCUCAGAUUCUGAAUUAAGAUGCUCGCACCCCACCUCUGCCCUCUGUGGCCGUUCACAGGGACUCUGCUAGAAGAAACAGAGUGAAGUGUUCCCAGGUGAGGUGGGGUUGGCCAAGGACCAGGUUAGGAUGUCUCCUCUACAUCUUGGCCAGACUGAGGCCUGAGACAUCUCCCCACCCCCGGUUUCCCUGGUUGCUAGCCCCCUUCCCUGCCUCUUUCAGAAGUGCCACACACACACACACACACACACACACACACACACACACACACACUCCUACACAGCCUGGAAAUUUUGAUGAGUCUGCAGUUCUAAGUUUCCAGGACCCCAUCCAGACCAGUGGGCGGCUCUGAGGUUUGGGGUUGGACAGAGCUGCGGUGGGGGUAGGGCGGGCAGCAGCCCCUGGUGCUGGGCAGAGGGUAGGCAGAGCUGGUUUCUGAGGCAGGCCUGGGCUCCUUGCUGAAGCAAGCUAGGAGGAGUUCAGAGUCUCUCUCUCCCUGUCGGGUUUUUCUGAACACCCCUCCCAGCUCCGCCCCCAGCUUGCUGAGUUCUGGGCUUCCUUCUAGUGCUCAGAGGUUCAACUCUGCUCCUUCCCUUCCCAGGGCUGAGUUGGUGCAGGAGCACCAGGUGAGCAACUGGCUCUGGGCGGUACAGCAGUAGGGCCUGAGUUGUGUUUUAGACCAGGCCUCAGCUGGGUCUCCGCGGUGCCUGUGAGGGCCAGAAGAGGGCAGGGGAGCCAGGUGGGUAGUGCUGACCUAAAUAGAAGAAAUAGGGAGAGGGGAACAAAAGCCCCAGAAAUGUCAAUCACUCCCAGAAGCUUCCUAGCAGAGAGGACUUGAACUGGGGAUGGGAGCGCCUUUUGCCUUCUCUGCUCAAUUGAGUCAGAAGUCUCAGGUUCAAGUCCAGCUUCUUUCCUCACACACAUGGGGCCUCAGGUUGGACUCUCUGGAUGUCAGCUUCCUCAUCUGGGCAGUAAGGGAUGGGAGAGAUGACUUCCAGGGGCCAGGUGAGCUCUAGAAGCUGCUGAUGUACUUCUGUGACCUCGACUACUAGAACAAGUUAGGCAGACAAAAGGAGCGACACACAGCUGGCUCUCCCACCUCCUGUGUUCAGGAUGCCCCUCAAGCCUGCCUUGCCACCUCACCCAAGGCCCAGGGGAGGGAACAAAUGGACACUCAGACCUCUUCCAGGGACAGAGUGUGGGGGAGUCGGGCACUUCUGCUGUGUGUUCAAGGCCACCACUCCUAUCAGGCCUCCCCAAAAGCACAGGACAUUUUCCUUCAAGGAGAGCUGACUGUUGACGUCUCGUGGAGGUGGGAGAAGCAGGGACGGUGGGCUUGUGGACCACCUGAGAGUUGCAGUCCCCUUAGGGUCAGAUGUUGCUUCUCUCCCAUCGAUCAGCCUUACCCAGUUCUGGCCGGGUUAGGGUCGGGAUCUGCUGCCUGGCACCUGUCUGAAACUCCACCCUUCCCACCCUUGCCCGCCUGCCCGCCAUCAGGGCAAGGGGAGGGUGAGGGGGGGUCUAGCUCCGCCUUCUGCCUCCCAGUGUUGAUUCUGCAGACUUCAUCAGGAUGAGGCCUCUGAUUCCAUUCGUUGCCCUCCUCUGGCUCCAGGGUCUUUUGGCGGAGGAAGACGCAUGCCCAUCCCUGGAAGGGAGCCCAGACAGGGAGGGUGAAGGUCCACCCCUGAGCGUGAACGUCAGCAGCUGGGGAAAGCCUACCAGCCUGCUUCUGAGCUGGGUGUCGGCGGAGCCAGAUGGGUUUGACUAUGCCCUCAGCCUCAGGAGUCUGAACCUCUUGGGCUCCCCAGAAGGGCAGCAGCUUCAGGCUCACACAAAUGAGUCCAGUUUUGAGUUCCAUGGCCUGGUGCCAGGGAGUCGCUACCAGCUGGAAUUAACUGUCCUAAGACCCUGUCGGCAGAAUGUCACUGUUACCCUCACUGCACAAACUGCCCCAUCAGUGGUCCGUGGACUACAGCUGCAUAGCUCUGGGAGCCCAGCCAGUCUGGAAGCCUCAUGGAGCGAUGCCCCUGGGCAUCAAGACAGCUACCAGCUUCUCCUCUACCACCUGGAAUCACAAACGCUGGCACGUAACAUCUCAGUGUCCCCUGGCAUCCUGUCUUACAGUUUUGACAACCUCUUGCCAGGUUGUCAGUAUGUCUUGGAGGUUGUCACCUGGGCUGGCAGUCUCCAAGAGAAGACUAGCAUCCACCAAUGGACAGAGCCUGUGGCUCCAGCUCACCUAGUACUACGUACCUUGAAUACCAGCAGCCUGAAAGCCUUCUGGAACAGCUCUGAAGGGGCCGCCUGGUUCCACCUGAUGCUCACAGACGACCUAGGAGGCACCAACCUGACCGUAGUGGUCAGACGAGGGGUCUUCAACCACACCUUCCUUCACCUGUCUCCAGGCACACCUUAUAAGCUGAAGCUUUGUGCUGCGGCUGGGCCCCACUGGGUUGUGGGGCCCAACGCCACCGAGUGGACCUAUCCCUCCUCCCCAUCUGACCUGGUGCUGACCCCUUUGUCUAAUGAGCUCUGGGCAAGCUGGAAGGCAGGGUCGGGAGCCCGGGAUGGCUAUGUACUGACGUUAAGUGGGCCAGUGGAGAAUACCACUGCUCUGGGCCCUGAUGAGUGCAGUGCCGAAUUCCCAGGACCCCUGCCUCCCGGACGCUACACCUUGGGGCUGAAGGUUCUAGCUGGACCUUAUGAUGCCUGGAUGGAGGCCAGUACCUGGCUAACUGAGUCUGCUGUCCUUCCCAGGGAGAGUCCUGGGGCCAGCCUGCGGCUCGAUGAACUGGAAGCUAUCCAGCAGGCUGGGAAGCGGGCUCUACUCUACGCUGAUGGUGCUCCAGGUCUCCUAGGAAACGCCUCUGUGCCCCCUGGUGCCACUCAUGUUACUUUCUGUGGCUUGGUACCUGGAGUCCACUACCGGGUGGAUAUCACCUCACCUGAGGGCGACAUCACUCAGAGUAUUAUGGGCUACACACGUCCCCUGCCACCGCAGUCACUGCAGGUCAUUAGCAGGAGCAGCCCAUCUGACCUGACUAUUGGUUGGGCUCCAGCACCAGGACAGCAGGAAGGCUACAAGCUCACCUGGCAUCGGGAUGGCAGCCAGGGGUCACCUGGCAACCUCGUUGACUUGGGCCCUAACAAUUCCAGCCUGACCCUGAAGUCUCUGGUACCUGGUUCCUGCUACACCGUGUCAGCAUGGGCCUGGGCUGGGAAUCUCCGCUCCAGUUUGCGGAAGAUCCACGGCUGCACCCGCCCUGCUCCUCCCACCAACCUGAGCCUGGGCUUGUCCACCCAGCCUGCAGCACUGAGGGCUUCCUGGAGUCACCCGCCAGGUGGCAGGGAUGGCUUCCUGCUGCGGCUUUACCGGCUGAGGCCCCUGGCACUUGAAAACGAGAUGCUCCUGUCCCGGGAGGUCCAGAACUUCUCCUGGGCCCAGCUGACGGCAGGCUCUGAGUUCCAGGUACAGCUGGCUACCUUGUGGGGGUCCGAGGAAAGUAGCAAUGCCAACGCUACAGGCUGGACACCCCCCUUAGCCCCCACAACGGUAAAUGUUACUAGUGAAGCUCCCACCCAGCUCCAAGCAUCCUGGGUCCAUGCUCCUGGGGGCCGGAACAGCUACCAAGUGACCCUAUACCAGGAAGGUGCCCGGACAGCCACCAGCAGUGUGGGGCCGGAGGCAGACAGCACAAGCUUUUCGGGUUUGACUCCUGGCACUAAGUACAAAGUGGAGGUCAUCUCCUGGGCUGGGCCCCUUUUUGCCGCAGCAGCCAAUGUUUCUGCUUGGACACAUCCACUCACACCCAAUGAGUUGCUUGUGUCCAUGCAAGCAGACAGUGCUGUAGUUAGUCUGGCUUGGCCCAGUGGCCCGUUAGGCCAGGGGACAUGCCAGGCCCAACUCUCAGAUGCUGGACACCUCUCGUGGGAGCAACCCCUGUCACCAGGCCAAGAACACCUCAUGCUGAGGCCCCUCACGCCAGGACACACCGUCUUGAUGUCUGUGAAGUGUCAGGCCGGGCCGCUCCAGGCCUCCACUCACUCUGUGGUGCUAUCUGUGGAGCCUGGCCCCGUGGAAGAUGUGUUGUGCCAGCCCGAGGCCACCCACCUGGUCUUGAACUGGACGAUGCCUGCUGGAGAUGUGGGUGCCUGCCUGGUGGUGGUAGAGCAGCUGGUCGGGGGAGGGAGUGGUCACGUUGUCUUCCAGGUCAACACCUCGGAGGAUGCUCUCCUGCUACCCGAUUUGAUGCCAGCCACUUCCUACCGCCUCAGCCUCUCUGUGCUGGGCAGGAAUAGCCUGUGGAGCCGGGCAGUCACCCUGGUGUGCACUACUUCCACUGAGGUUUGGCACCCCCCUGAGCUAGCUGAUGCCCCCCAGCUGGAGUUGGGGACAGGGAUGGGCGUGACAGUCACACGUGGCAUGUUUGGCAAAGAUGAUGGGCAGAUCCAGUGGUACGGCGUAAUUGCCACCAUCAACAUGUCAUUGGCCCGACCUUCUCGGGAAGCCAUCAACCACACGUGGUACGACCACUACUACGGAGGGCGAGACUCCUAUCUGGCUGUGCUGUUCCCCAAUCCCUUCUACCCAGGGCCUUGGACCGUACCAAGAUCCUGGACAGUGCCUGUGGGUACAGAGGACUGUGGCCACACCCAGGAGAUAUGCAAUGGGCAUCUCAAGCCAGGUUUCCAGUAUAGAUUCAGUGUCGCAGCCUUCAGUAGGCUUAACCUUCCUGAGACCAUCAUCACCUUCUCGGCUUUCUCAGAGCCCCAGGCCAGCAUCUCUCUGGCGGCAGUGCCCCUGCCGGUGCUGAUGGGGACUGUGGCAGGCUGCAUCUUCAUUGUGUGUGCAGUGCUGUGCUUGCUGUGUUGGUGGCGCCUGAGAGGACCAAGGCCGGAGAAGGAUGGUUUUUCCCAAGAGAUGAUGCCUUACAACCUGCGGCGGACCCAUCGGCCCAUCCCCAUCCAUAGCUUCCGGCAAAGCUAUGAGGCCAAGAGUGCACAUGCACACCAGGCUUUCUUCCAGGAAUUUGAGGAGCUGAAGGAGGUAGGCAGGGAGCAGCCCAGACUAGAGGCAGAGCAUCCUGACAACACCACCAAGAACCGGUACCCACACGUGCUACCCUAUGACCACUCCAGGGUCAGACUGGUCCAGCUGGCGGGAGAACCUCAUUCUGACUACAUCAACGCCAACUUCAUCCCAGCAACGGCAGCCACGGAAGACAUGAGCGGCUACAGCCACCCACAAGAGUUCAUCGCCACUCAGGGGCCCCUCAAGAAGACGCUAGCGGAUUUCUGGCGGCUGGUAUGGGAGCAGCAAGUUCAGGUCAUCAUCAUGCUGACCGUGGGCAUGGAGAACGGGCGGGUGCUGUGUGAGCAUUACUGGCCAGGCAACUCCAUCCCUGUCACCCAUGGUCACCUCACCAUCCACCUCCUGGCAGAGGAGCCUGAGGAGGAGUGGACCAGGAGGGAAUUCCAGCUGCAGCAUGGUAUCCAGCAAACGCAGCGGCGGGUGAGGCAGCUACAGUUCACUACCUGGCCAGACCACAGUGUCCCGGAGGCUCCCAGCUCCCUGCUCACGUUUGUGGACCUGGUACGGGAGCAGGUGCACAUCACUCAGGGCAAGGGACCCACCCUGGUGCAUUGCAGCGCAGGUGUGGGCCGGACAGGCACUUUUGUGGCUCUCUUGAGGCUACUGCAGCAGCUAGAGGAAGAGCAGAUGGUUGACGUGUUCAACACUGUGUACAUGCUUCGACUGCACCGGCCCCUCAUGAUCCAGACACCGAGUCAGUACAUCUUCCUGCACCGUUGUCUGCUCCACAAGAUUCUGGAAGGGCCCUCUGACACCUCAGACUCCGGCCCCAUCUCUGUGCUGAAUUUUGCACAGGCUUGUGCCAAGAGAGCAGCCAAUGCCAAUGCUGGUUUCUUGAAAGAGUACAAGCUCCUGAAGCAGGCCAUCAAGUAUAAGAGUGGCUCUCUGAUGCCCCCUCCUGGCUAUAAUCAGAACAGCGUUGUCCCGGGUGAUCGUUCUCAGAUUCAGUUCUCCCUGGUGGAGGAGAGCCCUGCUGACAGCAUGCUAGAAGCCUGGCUCUUCCCCGGUGGGCCGUGCGGUCGGGACCACGUGGUGCUGACUGGCUCUGCCGGACCAAAGGAGCUCUGGGAACUGGUGUGGGAGCAUGGCGCCCACGUGCUGGUCUCCCUGGGCCUGCCUGAUGCCAUAGAAAAGCCGCAAGACUUCUGGCCGGUGGAGAUGCAGCCUGUUGUCACAGGCAUGGUGACGGUGCACAGAGUGGCUGAGAGCAACACGGCUGGGUGGCCCUGUACCCUCUUCAGAGUCAUACAUGGGGAGAGUGGAACUGAGAGGCAGGUUCAACGCUUGCAGUUUCCAUUCUUGGAGUCUGGGUGUGAGCUCCCAGCAACCACCUUACUGCCUUUCCUGAAUGCUGUGGUCCAGUGCUGCUCCCGCGGCAAGAGCAAGAAGCCAGGGACCCUGCUCAGCCACUCCAGCAAGGGCACAAACCAGCUGGGCACCUUCUUGGCCCUGGAACAGCUGCUACAGCAAGCAGGGACCGAGUGCUCUGUGGAUGUCUUCAAUGUGGCCCUGAGGCAGUCACAGGCCUGUGACCUCAUGACCCCAACGCUGGAGCAGUAUAUCCACCUCUACAACUGUCUGAACAGUGCACUACGGAACGGGCUGCCUUGAGUUGGGGGGUGCUCUGUGCCCUACUGGGCAUUGUGUCCCAGCAGAUCCACCAGGCCUGGCUUCCCUGGGAGAGCAGCCCCCACUCGGCCUCAUGCUGUGAAAGGGCAGAGUCAGGAAAUAAAGACACAUGGUCAAACUCA